Molecule: messenger RNA, 3412 nt
Organism: Gekko japonicus
Lineage: Eukaryota; Metazoa; Chordata; Lepidosauria; Squamata; Gekkonidae
Product: zinc finger protein 658B-like
Exons: 6
Source: RefSeq, a predicted model, not a curated record
CCUUUUGAAUGCUCAGAGUGUGGAAAGAGAUUCAGUCGAAGUGGUACUCUUCAACUACAUCGAAGAACCCACACAGGGGAGAAACCUUUUGAAUGCUCAGAGUGUGGAAUGAGAUUCAGUGAGAGUGGCAGUCUUAAGCGGCAUCAAAGAACCCAUACAGGGGAGAAACCUUUUGAAUGUUCAGAGUGUGGAAAGAGAUUCAGCAUGAAUGGCAAUCUUCAACGGCAUCGAAGAACCCACACAGAAGAGAAACUUUUUCAGUGCUCAGAAUGUGGAAAGAAAUUCAAUCGGAGUGGCACUCUUCAACUCCAUCAGAGAAUCCACACAGGGGAGAAACCUUUUGAAUGCUCAGAGUGUGGAAAGAGAUUCAGUCGGAGUGGCAGUCUUCAACGGCAUCGAAGAACCCACUCAGGGCAGAAACCUUUUGAAUGUUCUGAGUGUGGAAAGAGAUUCAGUCAGAGUGGCAAUCUUCAAGAGCAUCAGAGAACCCACACAGGGGAGAAACCUUUUGAAUGCUCUGAGUGUGGAAAGCGAUUCAGUUUGAGUGGCACUCUUAAAUGGCAUCAGAGAACCCACACAGGGGAGAAACCUUUUGAAUGCUCAGACUGUGGGAAGAGAUUCAAUCAGAGUGCCAGUCUUCAGGAGCAUAUAAGAACCCACACAGGGAAGAAACCGUUUGAAUGCUCAGAGUGUGGAAAGAGAUUCAGUCAGAGUGGCAAUCUUCAAGAGCAUCAGAGAACCCACACAGGGGAGAAACCUUUUGAAUGCUCAGACUGUGGAAAGAGAUUCAGUCAGAGUGGCAAUCUUCAAGAGCAUCAGAGAACCCACACAGGGGAGAAACCUUUUGAAUGCUCAGACUGUGGAAAGAGAUUCAGUCAGAGUGGCAAUCUUCAAGAGCAUCAGAGAACCCACACAGGGGAGAAACCUUUUGAAUGCUCAGACUGUGGAAAGAGAUUCAGUCAGAGUGGCAAUCUUCAAGAGCAUCAGAGAACCCACACAGGGGAGAAACCUUUUGAAUGCUCAGACUGUGGAAAGAGAUUCAGUCAGAGUGGCAAUCUUCAAGAGCAUCAGAGAACCCACACAGGGGAGAAACCUUUUGAAUGCUCAGACUGUGGAAAGAGAUUCAGUCAGAGUGGCAAUCUUCAAGAGCAUCAGAGAACCCACACAGGGGAGAAACCUUUUGAAUGCUCAGACUGUGGAAAGAGAUUCAGUCAGAGUGGCAAUCUUCAAGAGCAUCAGAGAACCCACACAGGGGAGAAACCUUUUGAAUGCUCAGACUGUGGAAAGAGAUUCAGUCAGAGUGGCAAUCUUCAAGAGCAUCAGAGAACCCACACAGGGGAGAAACCUUUUGAAUGCUCAGACUGUGGAAAGAGAUUCAGUCAGAGUGGCAAUCUUCAAGAGCAUCAGAGAACCCACACAGGGGAGAAACCUUUUGAAUGCUCAGACUGUGGAAAGAGAUUCAGUCAGAGUGGCAAUCUUCAAGAGCAUCAGAGAACCCACACAGGGGAGAAACCUUUUGAAUGCUCAGACUGUGGAAAGAGAUUCACACACAAUGGCAGUCUUCAACAGCACCAAAGAACCCACACAGGAGAGAAACCUUUUGAAUGCUCAGAGUGUGGAAAGAGAUUCAGUCGAAGAGGUGAUCUUCAACUACAUCGAAGAACCCACACAGGGGAGAAACCUUUUGAAUGCUCAGAUUGUGGAAAGAGAUUCAGUCAGAGUGGCAAUCUUCAAGAGCAUCAGAGAACCCACACAGGGGAGAAACCUUUUGAAUGCUCCGAGUGUGGAAAGAGAUUCAGUCGGAUUGCCCAUCUUCAACAGCAUCAGAGAACCCACACAGGGGAGAAACCUUUUGAAUGCUCAGAGUGUGGAAAGAGAUUCAGUCAGAGUUGCAGUCUUCAACAGCACCAAAGAACCCACACAGGGGAGAAACCUUUUGAAUGCUCAGAGUGUGGAAAGAGAUUCAGUCAGUGUGGCAGUCUUCUAAAGCAUCAAAGAACCCACACAGAGGAGAAAGCUUAUCAAUGCUCAGAGUGUGGAAAGAGAUUCAGUAGGAGUGGCAAUCUUCAGACGCACCAAAAAUCCCACACAGGGGAGAAACCUUUUGAAUGCACAGAGUGCGGAAAGAGAUUCAGUGAUAGUGGCACUCUUCAGAAGCACCAAAGAUCCCACACAGGGGAGAAACCUUUUGAAUGCUCAGAGUGUGGAAAGAGAUUCAGUCACAAUAGCAAUCUUCAAGUGCAUCAAAGAACGCACACUGGGAAGAAACCUUUUGAAUGCUCAGAGUGUGGAAAUAGAUUCAGUCAGAGUGGCAGUCUUCAGAAGCACCAAAGAACUCACACAGGGGAAAAACCUUUUGAAUGCUCAGAGUGUGGAAAGACAUUCAGUCAGAGUGGCUCUCUUCUAAAGCAUCAAAGGACCCACACGGGAGAGAAACCUUUUGAAUGCUCAGAGUGUGGAAAGAGAUUCAGUCAGAAUAGCAAUCUUCAAGUGCAUCAAAGAACGCACAUUGGGAAGAAACCUUACGAAUGCUCAGAGUGUGGAAAGAGAUUCAGUCAGAGUGGCAGUCUUCAACACCACCAAAGAACCCACACAGGGGAGAAACCUUUUGAAUGCUCAGAGUGUGGAAAGAGAUUCAGUCUGAGUGGCACUCUUCUGAAGCAUCAAAGGACCCACACAGGAGAGAAACCUUUUGAAUGUUCAGAGUGUGGAAAGAGAUUCAGUCAUAGUAGCUAUCUUCAGCUGCACCAAAGAACCCACACAGGGGAGAAACCUUUUGAAUGCUCAGAGUGUAGAAAGAGAUUCAGUCAGAGUGGCAGUCUUCAACAGCACCGAAGAACCCACACAGGGGAGAAACCUUUUGAAUGCUCUGAAUGUGGAAAGAGAUUCAGUGAUAGUGGCACUCUUCAGAUGCACCAAAGAACCCACACGGACUUCCGGGACUUCAAAGUCAUUCUUAUAGCAAAAAAAGCACGCUUUACUUUCAAGGCCAAGAAGCAAGACUCAGAGGACAGGGAGAAGCCUCCCUUCAUAGCCAAGCAAGUUAAAGGCAUGUUUUCACAGACGGAGGUGACCCAAGAGAAGGGGAAGGAGAUGGAAGCGCAGGACUCAGAAGGACCUGGAACUGACAAGAGAGCAAGGAAAAGCCCCCAUCCCAUCCAAGCGUUGAAUUCUGGUGUUGAAUUCUGGGAAAGAAUCGGGGGGCCAGAGGUCCUGCCUAAGGACACCACAACCUCAGAUGUACGUAGCCGAGGCUUCCGGGAAUUCUGCUACCACGAGGCCACUGGGCCCCGGGAGAUGUGGGGACCAUCCCUGAAGAUGGUAGCUAUACUCCCUGAGGCGGAAGGAGCUUCCUUGGAGCAAGGACAGGGGGCACAGGCUACGGAGCGUGCACAAGUUCCCUUCUCCUUUG